AUGUUGACAAUGCCUAAAGAACCCUCGCCCUGCCAACGAUGUCAUGUAGUCCGUUCAAAAGAGGAGCAUAUUGAAAGACCGGCCACACAGCAUCAACAUAAUUGUGCUCCACCUCCCUGCUCCGUGGGAUCAAAUAAAUCUCCAAGACCGGAAGCCGCUGAUAUUGAAAAAGAGCCGCAACGGUACACUGGACGCCAUCAUCAAGAAGUUCUCAUGCGCUCUUCUCGAUCAUGUGGAGAAUAUGCCGAAGCCACACGACCACCGGUUAUCCAGAAUUUCACAUCAAGCUGUGACAUUGUGGAGAAAACUCCAACAUACUUCACAUCGAGUUGGAGCUAUGAGUGCCAGGAUCAAAAUGCCCAGUCGUCGCCGCCUACAUAA
Molecule: messenger RNA, 381 nt
Organism: Caenorhabditis remanei
Lineage: Eukaryota; Metazoa; Nematoda; Chromadorea; Rhabditida; Rhabditidae
Exons: 6
Coding region: 1-381 (126 amino acids)
Source: RefSeq, a predicted model, not a curated record